CAAUUUAGAAAAUAUUCAAAUAAAACAAGAAAGAAGAAGGAAGUUAGAAACUCCAAUGGUCCACAAAUCUUUAAUCAUCUUCAUCUUCAACCUCUUCAUCCUUCUACAAUCCUCAUCCAAACCAUAUUCUUCAUAUUUAUUGAUUUUGAAUUAUUAAUCUGCAGCAACAGCCUAGGGCACCCACAAUAUGGCAGCUCUUGAAACGCUACGACCCAUAAUUCACUCUCAAAUUCAUGUUAAUUACUCCAAUUAUCGCUCAUACAUGUACAGUUCUCGCAAUAGUUUUCGUGUUCCACACGCAACCUCAAAUCUAUUCGUUACCAAAUCAUCGUUACCAAUUCACACAUCUAUCAAUUUGUACAGAGAAUUUAGGGUUCCACAUAUGUUUAAUUCAUGUGGUAGAGAGUUAGGGUUUCUGAAAAUGAAUAAGAGGUAUAGAGGAAUGAAUGAGAUUAAAGCAAGUGUAAAUAAUAGUUCUUGUGAUCAUGAUACUGAAACUGAAUCAUCAGGGAAAAAGAGUGAAACUGAGAGUAGUAAUAAAGUGAGUAAGAAGACAGAGAAGAGGGGGAAGAAGGGGAAAGGCGGUGGGAAAUGGCGGUGGCAACCGGUAAUUAAGGCGCAAGAGAUCGGUAUAUUGUUGUUGCAGUUAGGGGUUGUUAUGUUUUCCAUGAGGUUGCUUAGGUUAGGUGUUCCAUUGCCAGGGUCGGACCCCAGGGUUUCGAAUGAAUUCGUUAGCGUGCCGUAUAGUGAUUUUUUGAGUAAGGUUGGGAGUAAUCAGGUGCAGAAGGUGGAGGUUGAUGGGGUGCAUAUAAUGUUUAAGUUGAAGCAGGAACAGGGGAGUGUUGAGAGUGACGUUGGUGAUGGUAGUAGAGUGCAGGAUUCGGAGUUGUUGUUGAGGAGUGUGGCGCCUACGAAGAGGAUUGUGUAUACGACGACACGUCCUAAUGAUAUUAAGACUCCUUAUGAAAAGAUGCUUGAAAAUGGUGUGGAGUUUGGGUCUCCUGAUAAGCGGUCUGGUGGGUUCUUGAACUCUGCAUUGAUAUCUUUGUUUUAUGUUGCUGUAUUAGCAGGGCUACUUCACCGCUUCCCUGUAAACUUCUCUCAGCAGCAAACCCCUGGUCAGUUAAGAAACCGCAAGUCAAGUGGUUCUGGCGGGUCAAAAGUGUCCGAAGAAGGAGAAGCCAUCACAUUUUCAGACGUUGCUGGUGUCGAUGAGGCUAAAGAGGAACUUGAAGAAAUUGUGGAAUUUCUCAGAAAUCCAGACCGAUAUGUACGACUUGGGGCUCGCCCUCCUCGAGGUGUGCUCUUGGUCGGUCUUCCUGGGACAGGUAAGACACUGUUGGCAAAGGCGGUAGCUGGGGAAGCUGACGUACCUUUCAUUAGUUGUUCCGCAAGUGAGUUUGUAGAACUUUAUGUCGGCAUGGGAGCAUCACGUGUUAGAGAUCUCUUUGCAAGGGCGAAGAAGGAAGCACCAUCAAUCAUAUUUAUAGACGAGAUUGAUGCUGUAGCCAAGAGUCGUGAUGGUAGGUAUCGAAUUGUCAGCAAUGAUGAACGAGAACAAACGUUGAACCAACUGCUCACGGAGAUGGACGGUUUUGAUAGUAAUUCGGCUGUAAUUGUUCUCGGUGCAACGAACCGUGCUGACGUAUUAGAUCCAGCACUUCGCCGACCUGGGAGAUUUGAUCGUGUGGUUAUGGUAGAAACGCCUGAUAGAGUUGGAAGACAAGCUAUUUUGAAUGUGCAUGUUUCUAAGAAAGAGCUUCCUUUGGGCGAUGAUGUUGAUCUUGCUAAUAUUGCAUCCAUGACCACUGGUUUCACUGGGGCGGACCUUGCAAAUUUGGUAAACGAAGCUGCUUUGUUGGCAGGGAGACAAAAUAAAGUCGUCGUGGAGAAAAUCGACUUUAUUCAAGCAGUGGAGCGCUCCAUUGCUGGGAUUGAAAAGAAAACAGCCAAGUUGCAAGGUAGUGAGAAAGCAGUGGUUGCGCGUCAUGAAGCUGGUCAUGCAGUCGUAGGCACUGCUGUUUCCAAACUUCUUGCAGGACAGCCAAGGGUUGAGAAGCUAAGCAUACUGCCUAGGUCAGGAGGGGCAUUGGGAUUUACUUAUACUCCUCCGACCACCGAGGAUAGGUAUUUGCUUUUUGUAGACGAGUUACGAGGACGUUUGGUAACUCUUCUCGGAGGGCGUGCUGCUGAAGAAAUCAUUUACUCAGGCCGCGUGUCAACAGGGGCACUUGACGACAUACGUCGAGCUACUGACAUGGCAUACAAGGCUAUUGCUGAAUAUGGUCUCAAUCGCACCAUUGGCCCGAUCUCAUUGGCAACACUUUCAAAUGGCGGCAUGGAUGAUUCCGGAGGAUCUGGUUUUGGAAGGGACCAGGGGCAUCUGGUGGAUCUUGUUCAAAAAGAAGUUAAGCUGAUGCUUCAAUCAGCACUGGAUGUGGCGCUUUCUGUCAUGCGUGCUAAUCCCAAUGUUUUGGAGGGGCUUGGUGCCUAUCUUGAAGAAAAAGAGAAAGUUGAAGGGGAAGAGUUGCAAGAAUGGUUAAAGAUGGUGGUUGCGCCCGAAGAACUUGCGGAUUUUGUUAAAGGCACACAGGAUGUAUUUCUUCCUCUACAAUCAGCAUCACCUGAUCUAAAGCAACUACUGUAACACCACCACCAUCCAUCUGCAACUUUGUAUAUUCGAACAGCCGGGCAAUUUAGAUACAUAACAUAUACAGUGGCCUCAUGUUCUUUAGUUGCAGAUUCUUGGAUUUAUAUGAUUUCAAUUUUUUCUCAUUUUUUAGCCAUUCCCAACUUGUUCGGGAUGAUAAGGCUGUUGAUGUACGUAUAUAACAGAAUUUGAUUUUCUGCGACUUUUUAACAAUAAAAUUAAAAUCUUAGUUGACUA
This is a messenger RNA of Helianthus annuus (common sunflower), 2887 nucleotides long. Its product is annotated as ATP-dependent zinc metalloprotease FTSH 7, chloroplastic. Gene Ontology annotation, molecular function: ATP-dependent peptidase activity; metalloendopeptidase activity; ATP binding. Gene Ontology annotation, cellular component: membrane; chloroplast thylakoid. NCBI's taxonomy places the organism in Eukaryota, Viridiplantae, Streptophyta, Magnoliopsida, Asterales, Asteraceae. Gene Ontology annotation, biological process: proteolysis. The coding region runs from base 188 to 2647 and encodes 819 amino acids. The record is from RefSeq and is a predicted model, not a curated record. The transcript is spliced from 13 exons.